Messenger RNA from Cydia fagiglandana, 1994 nucleotides. RefSeq lists its product as uncharacterized. Bases 514 to 1041 code for a protein of 175 amino acids. Gene Ontology annotation, cellular component: nucleus. The record is from RefSeq and is a predicted model, not a curated record. Lineage: Eukaryota; Metazoa; Arthropoda; Insecta; Lepidoptera; Tortricidae. Gene Ontology annotation, molecular function: cyclin-dependent protein serine/threonine kinase inhibitor activity. Gene Ontology annotation, biological process: regulation of cell cycle. The transcript is spliced from 2 exons.
AAUGUGUGUAUAAUCACGUGUCCGAAUGGCGGGAAACCCUUCCGAAUCACUAUGACAUAACAAGCCAACGCUUGCGUUAUCAGCCGAUAACGUCACGCCGGCCGGCUAAAAAUAUCCACCGAGUUCCCGCUCAAAUGCCGCCAACUUGUACUAGGGCAAGGUAAACUCAAAACUAUCCCCUUUUCUUACUUCACCUGUGUCGCAAGACACAAAAAGCGUCCUUGGAUUCCAUUGUUUGCGCGCCAAGUGGAAGUGGCUGCCAAAAUCGGCGAUUCGGCGCGUCGGAGCGCGGGAAACCGAGCGUCAGUCAGUUGCUAGCGAGAGGCAAACGCGCGCGCACGGCACAGUCACGCCGCGCUUUUAGGUUAGAAUUGGCGCGCGCCAGGUGUUAUCUCUCCCCCGCUCUAACUCACGCGCUCCCCAACCUCCCUUUCUACCUGAGAACAGCUGUUUUCUCUCGGGAGAUUAUUAGUCAGAUGUUCGCGAACCAGUCCUGAUCACCUGACGCUUGCUAUGGCCGCGGGAGGACGGACGCCGAAACAGAGGAGAUUCGAAGUGUCUUCAGGAAUGGCGCCUUUGAGGAACGUCGCGAAUACACCAAGGAGACGUCGUGGGAGUUGCAAAUGCCUUUUUGGCGCGCCGGACAGGGAUGAAACAAGACGUUUAAUGGCGGAGCAGUAUUCGAGAGAAAGGAAGCGGUUUAUAAGAAGAUUCAACUUUGAUAUUGAGACGGAGUGUGUUUACAAAGCGUCUAAAAUGGACUCGCCAGUGAAGUUUUUGGAGGAGGAUAGUACGAAGUCUCCGAGGUCAGCGACGGAGGCGCUAGCGAGCGUAGGGAACACGGAACUGAGGAUGUUGUCGAGCCCACGGCGGGGCAGCGGCCCCAAUUCGCCGCGAACGCCACGUACGCCACGCACGCCACGAGCGGCGCGUACGCCGCGAACGCCACGCACGCCGGCGUCGAGAAGACAACUGCAGAUGACAGAUUAUUGGACUUUAAGAAAACGCACAGAGUCGGCGUCAAGCGAUAAAGAAAAUUAGAAACUUAAGUACUAAAACUAUAUAAUAUGUAAUUAUAAACAACUUGCUGUUCAUAAUAGCAUGUUUUAAAUUAUGUGUGAAAUGAAUUUAUUAUGUAUUUAUAUACCUAGCUGUAAUAUUAGGUAGUGUAAGUUUUCUUAAAUUAUACCUAACUGGCCAUUUGGUUAUUUUUUAACUCAAGAAAUCAAUUUUAACUGGUUUUUUUAACAUUUUAUUUAAUAAAAUCUAGAUAGCUACUUGAAGAAAUACAAGCACCACUUUUUUAUUUGCCUGUAUUUCAGAAUAAUGAGUUUCAGUUAUGAACUAAGGUUUUUAUAUGUAUUUCCAUUUUCAUGAAACAGUAAGUUUAGAGUUUUAUUAGUUUAGCCACUCACAUGAUUGAUAUUUUUCAGCAUAAUAAAAUAAAGGUGACAGCUGGUAGCUACAGUUACCAAAAGCAUGUGAGUGUAUAAAUCUGUAAUAUAAUUGCGGAACUUUAGUUAUUUUGCUGACGAAAUAUAAUUCACACCGAUCUCUCGAACAACUUGUACGUCGAAUCGGUGCACAUUUAAUUUCGUCAACUACAUAGUUAUAACACCAUGUACUUUGACAUUGUUUAUUUUUUAGAUAGUUGUUGAAAUCAAAUUCUGUUAGUGAUGAUUAAAAUCUUUGUUGUGAGGUGUUUUCGCAGAAAAUAAUAUCAUUUACUUGUUUGAGAAUUUAAAAGUUUUGUAUUUUUCUUUUCAGAAAUUGGUUCUGCCACAUAAAAGAAUCAGAAAUUGGUCCCCAAAGGGACAUAAAGGGGUUCCCAAAUUCCAUUAAAUGUUUUCAUUUUUGUAACAAUCCAAAUCGCAUAAGAAUGGAGACAUUAUCAAUAAAUGUGAAAAAAAAAACCAAACAAACUUUCUAAAUUAUGAAAAAUAUAAAUGUAUUAUUUUCUUCAGAAAACGCCAUUUUGCAUGUCAAACAAUGCG